UCGAAAGGGUGCUGCAAUCGUUAAUUUCCGCAAAUCGAAUUUCAUUAAAUCCAUUUCCGUUGAGAGUCAGUCGAUCGGAAGGAAGAAUUAUCGACGUAAGAAGGACGGUGAUAGACCGUUAGUCGUUCUUUGCAAAAUUCACGUAGCUCUGACCGAAGCAAAAGAUAGGUGCUAGGCGAAGAAAGGAGAUUGGACGUUCGUACGUGCGCGCGUCGAUGCGAACAUGUGGAAGGGAGGGGGUAAUGACGCAGUCGCUGGCAGCACCAGCGUUUCUGGAAACGGCAUCCCCGCGCGUGAACAUUUAUACAAACACGUAACACGUACACACGUAGAUGAGACAGAGACAUUACGUUCGCUCAUGCCAACAGUCAGUUUUCUUUCGGUAGAGCAGCGAAUAAGAAGGUUGUUCGAUGGACUGUAAGAUAGAAGACUCUCCGAUAUUCGGAAGUCUUGUUGUAAAAAGAGGUUAAGAUAGGCUAAAGAGAAAGGAAAGAAAAAAGUCAACCGCAUUGAUGCUGGAACAGGAGAGAAUUGUUUUCGUUAAUCGAACUUUCGACGGGGAAGGUGUCGAGUAUUUAGAUAUCGCGUUAUGCCGCGGGCUCGACAACGCGUAUCGCGUUGCUACAAUUGGCCGUUCGUAAGGCCAAGUAAGAAGAAUAGUAGUAGUAGUAGUAGUAGUAGUAGUAGUAGUAGUAGUAGUAUCAGUAGUAUCAGUAGUAGUAGUAGUAUCAGUAGUAGUAGUAGUAGUAGUAGUAGUAGUAGUAGGAGUAGUAGUAGUAGUAUCAGUAGUAGUAGUAGUAGUAGUAGUAGUAGUAGUAGUAGUAUCAGUAGUAGUAGUAGUAGUAGGAGGAGGAGGAGGAGUAAAAGUAAUAAUAAUAGUAGUAGUAGUCGUAGUAACGGUAGGAGUAGAAGAAAAAGAAGAGGAAGAAGGAACGAAGAAGAGCGAAUAGCCACUAGUGGUGGUGGAGUAGUGGUGGUGCUACUAGAGCUGCUGGAGUUGGUGGUGGCGACGGUGGUGUUCGAUGUAGUGGUGCUGCUGCUGCUGCUGCUGCCGCUGCUGCUGCUACUGCUACUACGAGGACGCGCGUCGUGCGUCGUCGAGGUGCGGUGGCGAUCGCGGCGGUGGUGGUGUAACGACGACGGCGUGUAUCAAAGAAUUCCUUCUAUUCCUAUUUUCUAUUUCUCUCUCUCUUUGUCUCUCACUCUCUUUCCAUCGUUCUCUCUUUUUCUUUCGGUGAAAGGAGGGGUGAGUGAGUAGGUAGGAAAGGCUACCAAGGUGCUUCGAAGCGCAGUUGCGGCGGCUCAGGAUGCUGCCCGACGGAGCAAGAAGAUGGCCGUGAUCGGCGAGACCAGGUAUUGCUCGGCGAUCCGUGUGUGCGCGUACACGAAAUCUUCGUGUCGUAGAGUCCAGAUCGAAAAGGGCUCAUCGUCGUCGUUAUCGCCGUUUUCGUCGUUGGCCUCGUCCUCCUCCUCUUCCUUUUCCUCUUCCUCUUCUUCUUCUUCUUCUUGUUCUUCUUCUUGUUCUUCCUCUUCUUCUUCCUCUUCUUCUUCUUCUUCGGCCUCCUCAACUUUCUUCUCUUCGUCCUUUUUCUCCUUUUCUCCCUCCUCCUCGUCGACGCCGUCGUCGUCGUCGUCGUCGUCGUCGUCGCCGUUGCCGUCGACUCGUCGUUGUCGACAGAGGAGGAAGGGGCACUCGACGAGCCUGUUGGUCGCGAUGUCGUCCUCUCGUGGCAGUGGACCUGACUCUGGCGAUCUCAGCGACUCGGAGGACGGUUAUGUCGACACGGAUCCUCUGAGGUACGAACUUCGCAACAUUCAAAGCGUCAUACACGUGACAAGACAGAACAUCGAUGCUCUCAACAACCGCUUUGCUGGUUUUCAACAUCCACCAUCCAUUUAUCUGAACGAGUAUCAAGAGCUCACCAGCAAGUUGCACGAUCUGGAGUCCAAGGAACAGAAGCUCAACGAGUUGUUGAACGCAGGCAAGACAACUGUCGGAGUCUCCGUAUCUGAGAAUGAUUCUCGAGAUGCCAAUGCUAUCAAUAGGUGUCCUAGAACGCCUAUGAAAUCUUUGCUCAGGGCUUAUUUGCCCAACAAACAGCGUACCAGUGUUCAGGUGCGCGAAGGACUCUCUUUGAGGGACGCUCUAGCCAAGGCAAUGAAGUUGAGAAAUCUGACCACCGAAAUGUGUGCCGUCUAUCUCCUCGGACUGGAUAAAUCCAAGUACUUGACUUCUUGGGACGCGGACAUCUCUCUGCUCGACUGCGAUGAGAUAUCAGUAGAGAUUCUGGAUAAGUUUCCUAUAACUACUUCGAUAUCGCAUAAUUUUGUGCGGAAGACUUUCUUUUCCUUGGCAUUUUGCGAGUGCUGUAGAAAGUUGCUCUUUCAGGGUUUCUAUUGUAGGACAUGCAAUUAUCGCUUUCAUCAGAGAUGUGCCGGCAGUGUACCUGCUCUGUGCCACCAAGUGCGUAUGCAAGAUGCUUAUUAUCAAGCGUUACUGGCGCACAAUCCCGAAACAACAGCUGGGAUUUUGCAACUACCGUCUGGCUAUGGCUUGAGUCGAAGUAUGUCGCCUUCUUUAGCACCGUCUAGAAAUCAAAGACAUCCACGUACCUUAGGACAACAGGAUCGUUCCAGUUCCGCGCCGAAUGUCUGUUUCAACAUGGUUAGAUCUGGCGGCGAACCAGCUAAUCUGGAUGAAUAUAGCAGGUCCCAGAGUUUAGGUCGACCUAUAGGUACUACCCAGUGUUCUGUCUCGCCUGGUAGUAGUCCUACUAAGCAUAGUCAAUCGACGCAAGCUAGUCCAACCAGUACUUUGAGACCGAAACGUCCAAGAGCACGAUCGGCCGAUGAAUCUUCGAAAAAUCUUUUAGCUCCAAGGGAGUCUAUAGAAGACUGGGAAAUUCCAGCUGACGAAAUCUUGGUAGGAGCGCGCAUUGGCUCGGGAUCCUUUGGUACAGUUUACAAAGCUCACUGGCAUGGACCUGUUGCGGUAAAAACUUUGAAUGUUAAGAUACCGACCACGGCUCAGUUACAAGCAUUUAAAAAUGAAGUGGCUGUUUUAAGAAAGACACGACAUGUAAAUAUUCUGUUAUUUAUGGGAUGUGUUAGUAAACCACAGCUUGCUAUCGUAACGCAAUGGUGCGAGGGUUCAUCUUUAUAUAAGCAUCUACAUGUAUUCGAAUCAAAAUUCGAAUUGUUAACUCUAAUAGAAAUUGGCAGACAAACGGCACAAGGUAUGGAUUAUUUACAUGCUAAGAAUAUUAUCCAUAGAGAUUUAAAGAGCAACAAUAUAUUUCUGCACGACGACCUUACCGUUAAAAUUGGUGAUUUUGGUCUUGCCACUGCAAAAACAAGAUGGUCAGGAUCUCAACAAUUUCAUCAACCAACUGGAUCGAUUCUUUGGAUGGCACCCGAGGUCAUCAGAAUGCAAGAGGAAAAUCCAUAUAGCUUCCAAUCUGACGUUUAUGCCUUUGGUGUAGUUUUGUUCGAACUGCUAGCUGGUCAGCUACCAUACUCGAAUAUCAAUAAUAAGGAUCAAAUACUGUUCAUGGUGGGACGCGGAUAUUUACGUCCCGAUUUGAACAAGCUGCGUUCUGAUACUCCAAAAGCAUUGAAGAGAUUAACAGAAGACUGUAUUAAAUUUUCGAGGGACGAUCGACCAAUAUUCCGGCAGAUCUUAGUAAGCCUGGAGGGUCUUUUACGUGGUUUACCUAAAAUCACAAGAUCUGCAUCUGAACCAAAUUUAAACAGGACGCAAUUACAGUCUGAUGAUUUUCUGUACACUUGUGCUUCACCAAAGACUCCGGUGAACUUCCAGUUUGGAGCAUUUCCCUUUUAUCCUACUGGUGGGAACAUAUAGAGAAUAUUGCCCAAAGUAAUAAGCCUGAUGUAAUCGGUAUAUAGAAGGUAUAUGAUAAAACCGAAUAAGAUCAUUAACACUUAGUUAUGAACAAUCCACACGAUUCUUUCCAAUUAUAUCUUUAUCAAAUCACAAAUGUUUGCUCAAUGUGAAAGAAGACUGCAUUCUUCGACAUGACAUAAGAAAUAAAACUAAAAUAAAAUACAAUCUUUAUCGCAAAUAAGGGAAUAAGAUACGACUAAAUUGUAUAAAUUAAUCGGAUUAAAGAACUUAUGGCGACGUGUCGAGUGUAUAAGUCAUGGUAAAAACGAAAAAAAAAAGAUGCAUGUGUAACUUUUACCUUUACACACUACUUAAAGCAAUGGAUUUUUAUUUAAUCAGUUAACAAUCAUUCAUAUAUAUAUAUAUAUACAUACUCGUAUAUACAUGUAUAUAUAUACGUACCUGCACGUGAGCAUAAUAAUUUGUUGAUUUUGUGAGAUCCUUGUGAAGGAUGUAAAAAAUAAUAUUUAAAAAAAAAAACAAAAAAAAAUACAAAAAAAAUACAAAAAAAAAAGAUUAACGGCAUUUAAGUCGCGCGGACUGUCAUUUAUCCGAUAGAUAUUUUUCCAAAAGCCGAAGUGAUUUUUGUACCUACUUCCUUUUAUUUUCGUCUCUGAUAUGCACGCGCACGAUGAGAACAUUUUUUGAUCUUACUUACUGAGGAAUACUUAUCGCGUCAAAACGAAAAAAAAAGGAACAAAAAAAUGUAUUGUUAUGAUUACGCGUAAAAAAAAAAGUAAAAAGAAAAAAAUGUAUUGUUAUAAUUACGCGUUAUAGACUUCUUCGAGACAAGUAGUUUGUACACAUCUGUACAUCUCCACACAUACGCGCAUACACAUACACGUACACACACAUCUGUAUGGACGGAAAAAUUAUCGAAAUGAUUUAGAAGUUACCAAUUUUACAAUAUCGAUCGGUCGGUAUAAAUACGCUGAAAAUAGUAACGCUUACUUUGUUUGACGAAUCGUUGAGGAUACUAUUCUAUAUACCUACUGUCUUCAUUUUAGUAUAAUAUUAAUGAAAAAAAAAAAAAUAAAUAAAACGCAAAAAAAAUCUCAAAAAAAAGAAAAAAAAAAUAAGAAGUAUUCAAAGUAGUAAUGGAGCUCGUAAUAUUAUGAUAGAGUAAUGUCUAACUUGUAUUUCUUUUUUUCUUUUCUUUUCUUUUCUUUUCUUUUUCUUUUCCUUUUGUUUUUUCUUUCAAUUGAAAUUGUGUAUCUUUUGCCGUCGUUUUUGUAGAAUUUCUUUUUUAUUCUUCAAGUGUUAUUUCUUUGUUAUAAUUAUUAUUAUUAUUAUUAUUAUUAUUAUUAUUAUUAUUAUUAUUAUUAUUAUUAUUUACAUAUGUGCAUACGUCGAAAACGAGGUAAAAAAAAAAACAAUUAUUUAUUUUAUUUCGAAACGUACCGUGAUUAUGUCUGUGGCCUAAGAAUAUUUUUUUUUCACGGUCGUUGAUACCACGAUUUUCGUGUUCUACUGAGAAUAAAAAAAGAGAGAGAGAAUGGGUUUCUCGAAUCGAAGCUUCGUAAAAUUUUCAAUACUUUUCAAAAUCUUCGUAACCUUUUUAUUUCAUUUAACAACGAAAUUCUCGUGAAUGUCAUUUUUUAUUUGUAUCUUUUACCUUUUAUUUUCGUAGAAAAGGAACAUUUGUUUUCUCCUUAUUAUCAUCGAGAUCGUCGUAGCUUCGCGAGAUUGCUUGCGUAUAAUUAAAUAAAAACAAAAGAGAAAGAGAGAGAGAGAAAGAAAAAUUAGAUAAAUAAAUUCGUAUACUCUCUUAAGAGAGGAAGAGGCGCGAAUUUCACUUCGAUUCGUCUUGUUAUAAGUACAUAUAUUGUUUGUUUUAUUCCUCUUUAUUUUAUUAUUUUUUUUCUUUCUCUUUUUUCUUUUUUUUUUUUUUAUUAGAAUUAACAUUGGAUAAACUUAAAAUAAGCACAUCACAAAACCAGCAUAAGUCUUCUUCGUUUUGAAAUAACGGGGCCCAGAGAGAGAAUUAAGGUUAGAAUGUGAAAACGUAAACGUGCGUCUAGUUUUCAUCAAACGAUGUUCUUGUUAUUGUUAUUGUUGUUGUGUGUAACAUUAUGUUAAUUAAAGGAUAAUUCAUUCGAAAAGGUAUAAUAUAAUGACCGAUUAAAUCGUAACAAUCAAAUUUUAUUUUUGAUAAAGAUGCAACACUUUUUUUAAAUGUUACGCAUGAUUUAUACAUAUGUAUGCGUAUCUGUUGAGUUAGAAUGCAUUUAUAUGCAAAAAAAAAAUAACACGUAUGUAAUUACUACAUAGUUUUUUGUUUGUUCAUUUUCCUAUUGUGCUUAUAAUACUGAAUCAUUGUUUUUUUUUUUUUUAGUUGUAUCGUUUAAUAUGUCGCAUCCAUCGCUUAUGUGUAGGUUAUUAGAAGCAUAAGAGGCAAAGUUCAUCAAGUAAUAAUCAUUGUAACGAGAGGAAAGGAAUAAAAGAAAAUUAAUCGGUCGAUUUAGAAUUGUCUUUGUUUUUUUAUAUAAGUAGAGAAUAUUCAACGAUAACUAUAUUUCUAUUGUUUGAGAAAAAGAAGGAGAUAGAAAACGGCUAGUACCGGAAAUGACGCACGUAGUACGUUUUAUUCACAAGUAUGCAAGGCCUAAUUUGUCAAGGAAAAGGAUUUCGAAUACGAAAUAGUGAUUAGAAUAAAAAUCGAAUGAUCUUGUAAAAGUAUAACCACGUGAUAUAAAUAUAUAUAUAUAUAUAUAUAUAUAUAUAUAUAUAUGUAUUAUCUCGUGGGAAUAUCCUGAUUGAUUAUUUAUUUAUUUAUACGUGAUAGGAAUGGUUUUAUUGCCAAUAAGAAAAAAGUAUACACAGAUAAAUAGAUAGAUAGAUAGAUAGAGAGAGAGAGAGAGAGAGAGAGAGAGAGAGAGAGAAAACGCAAGUAAGCGAGAAAGAGAGAGUGAGAGUGAGAGAGAAAAAAGAAAAUCUUAGCGCCAAUAUAUUAUAGUUAAAUUUAAUUAUUAUUCUUAAUAUCAUCAUCAUUAUCAUCAUCAUUAUUAUUAUUAUAUUAUAAUUAUUAUUAUACUCUAUUAUUAUUAUUAUUAUUUUAUUAUAAUUUUAUUAUUAUUAUUAUUAUUAUUAUUAUUAUUAUCAUCAUCAUUGUUAUUACAGCAAAUUAAUGCGACAGAUCCGCUACGAGAUGUCGUUGUAUCUGCAACGGUUUGGCGCCAAGGUUGCAUUACUUUAUUUAUUGCGAAGAGAAUUGUGCAGAUAAACGACAAGACGAGACGUAAUAAUGUUGUUGGGAUGUACGCAAUACAAUAAAAACUGGCGCGCUUUUGUUUCCUUUCGCUUUUGACGGAUUUUCAAAUCUCAAAUUUGUAUUCGAUAACUUUUUAAAUCGAUCGGCUUAGAAUGUGUGUGUGUAUGUGUGAAAGAGAGAGAAAGAAAAUGUGUAACGCGGGAAAAAAAUAAUUUUAAAUGAUGGACGCGAACGUGUAUUUAAUGCGAACGAGUGAGAGAGAGAGAGAGAGAGAGAGAGAGAGAGAGAGAGAGAAGUAAGAUUGUUUUUCAUUGUAAAUCGAAUGAAAAACGAAAAUGUAGGAAAAAACAUUUUAACAUUGUAUUUGUUAUUUGAAAGCUUUCUCGUAAUGGAGAAACAGUGAAUCCGUGUGUGAUGCGAAUAAUUAUCAGGUGACAUUGAAAAUUGGCGAGAAACGAACGAACGAACGAACGAACGAACGAAAAGAGAGAGAAAGAAAUGAGAAAGAGUACACGUGAACGUUUUACGUAAUAUGUAUGUAUUUACGUACAACGGGUAAUAGGAACGGUCAUUUGUACAUUUUAAGCGAGUGUUCUCUUAAAACAAAUAUAGAAAAAGUUUAGUAAACACUCUUUGCGGAAUGUUUUCUUUUCUCUUAAAUACUUGUAUCAAGAAAGAAAGAGAGAGAGAGAGAGAGUAGAAAGAAAAAGAAUAUUUCGUUCGUUUGUCCCGUUAUUCGAUGUUGCUGGACUUUCGUGGAUGGUAGUCUCUAAAUAUUUUUUGCCGUUGUCUCGUAAUAAUAUUCGAGCCACGAACGGAACCCACGAACGAAUAGUCUUACAUACACACAUUACGCACACGAGUGAGCACAUCCUCUGUCGCCAUGUGUGUGAACUCUCUUCUUCUUUUGUGCACCAUGUUCUCGGAGUUUGGUAUAAAAUUAUUGUUCUUUCUUUCUUUCUUUCUUUCUUUCUUUUUUUUCAUUUUUUUUUUUCUUUUUAUUUCUUUUCUUUUUCGUCCUUUUUUUUAUUCGUUCAGAAACAUUCCUCUGCAAGUAUAUUGCUUCGACGUAUAUACACACACAUAUAUAUAUGUAUAUAUGUAUGUAUGUAUGUAUAUGUAUGUAUGAUUCGUAAGGCGAUUUUCAUGUGCGAGCGUGUACGUGUGCGUGUAUGAGUGUAUCUACGUACGUACGUGUGUAUGUGUGUAUAUGCGUGAACACGAAAGAGAUCGUGAUUUUUGCGUUUGUGUAGUUACUACGUUAAAAUCGUAUUCUCCAUUUUGAGAUCUGUCUAAUAUGUUGGAAAGUAAAGAAAGAUCGUGUCGUUAUACAUGCUCCUCGAUAUGAGAUUCGAGAAAUCGAAUGCGAGAUGGACUCUAAUGGCGUUUCACUUUUUGAUAUAACGUCGUACGUGCUUAACGAAUUGAAUGUGAUAGAAAUUGUGAAAAAAGGCAGAAGCAAAAAACGAGCGAGAAAGAACAAAAGGGAAACAAAGAAAGAAAAGGAAAUAAAGUAAAAGAGAAAAAAAUGACGAAGAAGAAAAGGAAGAAAUAACCAUACAAGCUUCGUUCUUGCGAAAUUGCGCUGGGUUUAUACCCUUUUCCCCACCCACCCACCUCGUCGUCGUCGUCUAUGAAAAACGGCUGUCUUGUAAACGAGAUUGCGUAGUUAUGGCUAUUGGAGAUACUUAAUUUAAUUAAUCGCAACGAGAGAUCAAUCGAUCAUUGUAUCCAACAAAAAAAAAAGGUAAAAAAAUAAUAAAAAUUUACUUUAUCUUCGCGUAAAAACAAAAA
Vespula vulgaris is the source of this 8909-nucleotide messenger RNA. It is a transcript of the gene Raf, whose product is annotated as raf homolog serine/threonine-protein kinase Raf. Bases 1331 to 3862 code for a protein of 843 amino acids. NCBI's taxonomy places the organism in Eukaryota, Metazoa, Arthropoda, Insecta, Hymenoptera, Vespidae. The transcript has a single exon. Gene Ontology annotation, biological process: protein phosphorylation; signal transduction. The record is from RefSeq and is a predicted model, not a curated record. Gene Ontology annotation, molecular function: ATP binding; protein kinase activity.